AUGAGGUUCAAGAUGGGAAGCGUCCUGUUCUCUCUUCUUUUCUGGUACAAAGCUGGACUGGCCCUCUCCACAGGAGAAGAUGAGAGACUGGAGCUGUGGCACAGCAAGGCUUGCAAAUGUGAUUGCCAAGGAGGUCCUACCUUGGGGUGGUCCAGCAGGACUAACAGCUUAGAAUGCAUGCCAGAGUGCCCCUACCACAAGCCCCUGGGCUUUGAGUCUGGUGCUGUCACACCUGACCAGAUAAGCUGCUCCAACCCCGAGCAGUACACGGGCUGGUACUCCUCCUGGACACCCAGCAAGGCCCGACUCAAUGGCCAAGGCUUUGGGUGUGCGUGGCUCUCCAAGUACCAGGACAACGGGCAGUGGCUGCAGAUUGACCUGAAGGAGGUGAAGGUGAUCUCAGGGAUCCUCACACAAGGGCGCUGUGAUGCUGAUGAGUGGAUGACCAAGUACAGUGUGCAGUACCGCACUGAUGAAAACCUCAACUGGGUGUACUACAAGGACCAGACUGGAAACAACCGGGUUUUCUAUGGCAACUCGGACCGCUCCUCCUCGGUGCAGAACCUGCUGCGUCCGCCCAUCGUGGCCCGGUUCAUCCGCCUCAUCCCGCUGGGCUGGCACGUGCGCAUCGCCAUCCGCAUGGAGCUCCUCGAGUGCCUGGGCAAGUGCGGCUGA
Molecule: messenger RNA, 675 nt
Organism: Calypte anna (Anna's hummingbird)
Lineage: Eukaryota; Metazoa; Chordata; Aves; Apodiformes; Trochilidae
Gene: RS1
Product: retinoschisin 1
Exons: 6
Coding region: 1-675 (224 amino acids)
Source: RefSeq, a predicted model, not a curated record